AUGGACGAAAUACCUAUGCCAACUAGCCUUCAAGAGGUGGAACGUCUGGUGAAGACGCUUUAUGAGCCCAACUCGGCUCAGACAAUAUUUCAGGUCCAGGAGGUCCUUCAAAGGCUUCAGAAGUCGCCCGAGGGAUGGCAGCUAGCCGAGGGUCUGCUCAGUCGCCCAGAUGACAAUCUGAAGUUUUUCGGUGCGCUCACCAUUAUCGUGAAGCUGAACACCGAUGAAAUAGAUAACGAUGGUGCGCGGUCCAUCUUGCAGAACAUCAUCGCUUUCCUCCUUGAAUCGUUGGACAACGGAUCAGGGGCUAUCGUUAUCAGAAAACUGUGCUCCGCCCUCGUCACACAUUUCAUCCACUUCUCCCACCUCUGGCCGUCGUGUGUCCGGAAUCUGUUGUACUGCUUGCAGCUCAACGAAAGCGUAGCAAUUCAGGAUGUGAUCCAGAGUGGCAAGAAUGUGCCUCCAGUAGCUGGGAUGAUUGCAGCACUGAACCUGCAGAUGACUGUGGCUGCGACAUGGUUCGCGACAUCGCUGGCCGAAGAGGUGGCAAAGACCGAUGCGAAAUCGACAAAGUACAUCAAUCUGCAUGAGCGUCUCUUAGAAAACUCGCAGGAUGUGGCAGCGCUAUUGGCAUAUUCGAUUUCAAAUUUGGCAGGGUCGCCGGCGCAGAAGGAGUCGAUCGGCUGUUUUCAGGCCUGGGUCAUGUACGGUCAGCGAGUACCUACGGCACAGUUGAUAACGAGUCUUCGUCCUCUGAUACAGCCUGCCAUAAAGUGCAUUGCUUUCAGUGCGCUAUACGAGACCACUGUCGAGCUAUUGACUGAUGCCCUGAAUAACUGGACAAACAUAUUUGCCCAUGAAGAUUACAAGGCGCUCUAUUCUCUCUUUGAGAGCGACUGGUCUAGAGAAAGAUACCAAAGACUCUUGCAGGGAGACUUUGAUUUCGACUCUGUUCAGUUUGGUCUAUUUAUGGUUGCAUUUGGCAGUGCUCAGAUCUCGGAUUUGAUGGAAACGCCCAACAGUGCCUUCUUGGAAGCGCUUGUUGGCUUGCUUUCAGCGCAGGGCUAUGCCGUCGCUGAAGACAAGAUAUUCGUCCCAGCUCUCGAGUUUUGGUCCGAAUUCGUCGAGACAGUUGGCGAUGAAGUCGAUUCCGGAUCAGCCGACUGGAAAAUGCAAACGCUGUCAACUAUCAUGCAAGUCGUAUCUCACUGUUGGCGAAAGAUACAGUAUCCACCCAUCAGUGACUUCAGCUCCUGGGAUUCGACUGAACGAAUUGGCUUCGGUGAUGCUCGCAAAGAUGUUGCGGAUUUGCUGCAAUCUGUAUACACAUUUUCUGGUAAACAGUUGCUCUCAUUGUUCGCGGACCUGACCCUCCAGGGUCUCUCGAGCAUGGCUUGGGCAGAGUUAGAAGCUGCUGCUUUUUGUCUCGGCUCGCUUUCUGACUGCAUUCCGGACGAUGGCGCUUGCGACGACGAUCUGACCACAGUAUUCGGCUCACCCUUGUUCGAGCUGCUGCGGGAAGGUCGGUCUACGGUGCCAGUUCGAGCCAGGCAAACUUGUCUCUCUUUGAUAGAACGCUAUACGGACUACUUUGAGCGUCGUGCUGAAUUUCUACCAGCAGCACUGAACCUCCUCUUUACGGCCGUUAACGAGCAGCACCUGGCUGGCCCUUCGGCCAAGUCGAUAUACAAACUAUGUUCGUCUUGUCGCGGGCUUCUCACGUCUGAAGUAGACGCUUUCCUAGACCAGUAUGCAUCGCUGCGCACGAAUCCAAACUUGGACUCAUUGAUCGAGGAAAAGAUUGCCGGCGCUGUUGCGUCGAUAAUUCAAGCGAUACCAGAAGAAUCAAGACGAUUUGAUGCCUUCCGACGAUUACUCCUGUUGAUUGCAACUGAUGUCGAGCAAUGUCUGCAGCUGAAGGCGUAUGAUGGAACAGUAGAUCCCAAUGAUCCUGUAGUCCUCAGAGCUUAUGAUACAUCGCAGCGUCCUGAGGUACCCGUGGCUUCAUCGGAAGUCUCCUCGCAAAUCGCCGUACGAGCCUUGCGGUGUCUUCUUGGUACUUCCAGAGGUCUACAGGCACCGUCGGAAUCGUUGAUAGAUCUGGAGGCAGAAGCUAAGGCAGCUUUGCCUGUGAACCCUGACUUGGAGCAGAUACAAAAGAGCAUAAUCGGCAUUCUUGAUCGCCUCAAGAAUACAUUUGCCGAGAGCAGCGAAACACUGGGUGUGAUUUGCUCGAUACUGCGGGCUGGUUUCUCGGAGACAGAACCAGGGCCGUUCGUGUUCCCACCUCAGAUGGUGACGGACUUUCUUACGAGCCCCUGGCAAAACAGAGUUGCAUCAGCAGUUUACACUGCAAACGUCUUUGUGAGCUCUCUUCAUAACGGGAGCAACAAGAACCAAGAGGCGGAAGCCAUUUCACAAUUCCUACCAUGGGCCAUCAGCCUUAUACAGCAACUUGCAGAUCCUGCCGACGACCCCGAGUUGGCUCAGUAUGUCAUCGAACUCGCACAGCAAGCGAUGACAAAGCGGCCAGAUAUCUUCAUGCAGCUGCAGCCGACAAGUUCACUUGAGUACCUAUUCAUGUUCUCAAUCAGGUUACUGAAUGGCAGCGAACCAUUGCCGAAAUUCGCAGCUGCAGACUUUUGGACGAGUUUCAUAACGCUCAGGGCCCCGGACGAAUGCACCAAUACGGCAAUCAAUAGUGCCUCGACCCACCUGGGCCCAAUCCUCUCAAAGUCUCUCAUACACAAUGUCGGAGGCAAUGCAUCACGUAGCGAGCUGGAUAAGCUCAGUGAUCCGCUCAAGAAGAUGGUCGUACAGCAUGUCAAUGCGCGGCAUUGGUUGGAGGCAGCUCUGGGUGAUGCGGCGUUUCCCAGUACGAAGGUUUCCAGCGACGAUAAGGCCUUAUUCUUGAAGAAAAUUCUCAACCUUCGGGGAUCGAGAGCAACGAAUCAGGUCAUUCGCGAGUUCUGGCUCUCUUGUAGAGGAUCUGAUUUUGCAUAUGCAUCAUGA
Messenger RNA from Pseudomassariella vexata, 3012 nucleotides. RefSeq names its product armadillo-type protein. Gene Ontology annotation, cellular component: cytoplasm; nuclear membrane. The coding region runs from base 1 to 3012 and encodes 1003 amino acids. Gene Ontology annotation, biological process: protein import into nucleus. The transcript has 6 exons. Lineage: Eukaryota; Fungi; Ascomycota; Sordariomycetes; Amphisphaeriales; Pseudomassariaceae. The record is from RefSeq and is a predicted model, not a curated record.